This is a messenger RNA of Geodia barretti, 810 nucleotides long. Lineage: Eukaryota; Metazoa; Porifera; Demospongiae; Tetractinellida; Geodiidae. The record is from the annotation of a GenBank genome assembly.
AUGCUAGAGAUUCAUACACGCAGAAUCCGGGGAGAGAGGUUAUCCCGCAAGCAAACCCGACUGUUAAAGGCAAGCGAACAAUAUCCAGAACUGGACUCUUUGAAAGAGCUCAUCGAUUUUGCACAUCACCGUUUUGAGGAAAGAGAAAACGUCAGUCCGCCUCCUGGCGCAAAACGACGUAUCGCUCACAAUUUGAUGGAGCUGAUUGGUCGUGAUGCUGCGGAAGAUGGUGCGCUGUCAGGAGAUGAACUCGGCUUGCAGCCAGCCUACAGCCUGGAUCUAGUCGGAAGUGAUAGUGAACUUGCCUUACCACAUGUUUCCGGUGAUCUGCCGCCGCCAAUUCCUGAAGCGGCGGAUCCGCUUAAUGAGACCGUCAUCCUUGACGAUGAAAAGGUCGAAUCGGUAACGUCUCCAGUAGAAGAGGCGUGUCACCUGAAAUUGAAGGUUGUGCAAGGCGGCGAGCCUGAACGUGAGUAUGACAUCUCUUUCCAACCUAUGAUUAUCGGACGUGGGGAUGAUGUAGCUGUCCAGUUAGAUGCCAACACCCCUGUAUCACAGCGUCAUGCGUUGCUUACCGUUGAUGAUGAUGAACUCCUAAUCACAAAUCUUGACAGCCAUAGCGGCACGUGCGUUGAUGGUGCUAAGAUUACUGAACCAACACCGCUUCAUGUUGCUUCUAGGAUACAGAUUGGCGGACAGGUGCUUGAAGUGGUUGCGUUUCGGCGGGAUGCUAGUGUCCUUGGUGUCUCCUUUGAAGUCGUAGAAGGACCAGAUGUCGGACAGGUUCACUGGGUCCAUUUCAAGAAAUGA